AUGGGUGCCUCAUACGCAUACCACAAGUCAUUGGCAUCAUUUCUCCGACUCCUCGUGAAACCAAGACUACACUUGAACCCCAAACCCGACGAGGUAGCAUUUGUCCCAUCGCGAGACAACGGCCGAAAAAUCAAGACCCAUAUAUACAAACCUAGCACGACCGGGCCCAGCCCCGUCGUAAUCAACUUCUGCGGCAGCGGCUUCGUCUUGAGCACCUUUGGCAACGACGACGAGUACUGUCGCUACAUCGCCGACAAAGCAGCCUACACCGUCAUCGACGUGCAGUACCGCCUAGCCCCAGAACACCCUUUCCCGGCAGCCUUCUACGAUGCCGAAGACGUAGUAACCUGGGUGCGGUCGCAACCAGAGCGCUUCGACAUGUCGCUCGUUUCGCUGUCUGGAUUCAGCGCAGGCGCCAACAUCGCACUGGGCAUAUCAUCCUCAUCAGAGCUCUUCCCCGCGGGAGAGAAGAACGUCUUCGAUGCCGUGAUCUCCUUCUACGGACCAAUGGACAUGUCCAUCCCAACGCCCGAGAAGCCCCAAGCCGACCGCUCGAACUGGAUCAUGCGCGACAUCUUCCCGGCCUUUUCUCAUUUGUGUCACAAGUGUCUCGGUCUGGGAGGAGCCGACCCAAAGGAUCCGCGCAUGUCGCCUAUUCUGGCUGACCCGAAGAACUUCCCGGACAAUGUCCUGAUCGUGACUGCUGCGCAGGAUCCAUUUGCGAUCGAGGCGGAGAAGUUGUCCGAGACGCUGAAUAACACCGAAGGGAAGAGUUCGGUCUGUCAUCGGAUGGAAAACUGUGCGCAUGGAUGGGAUAAGGAGGCGAUUCAGGGGACGUCGCAGUGUGAAGCGAAGAUCGAGGCCUAUGAUCUAGCUGUGGAGAUGUUGAAGCGGAGGAGUGCGGUGCAGAACACUGGGAUAAUUGUUUAG
Molecule: messenger RNA, 930 nt
Organism: Penicillium soppii
Lineage: Eukaryota; Fungi; Ascomycota; Eurotiomycetes; Eurotiales; Aspergillaceae
Exons: 1
Coding region: 1-930 (309 amino acids)
Molecular function (GO): hydrolase activity
Source: RefSeq, a predicted model, not a curated record